Megachile rotundata (alfalfa leafcutting bee) is the source of this 1591-nucleotide messenger RNA. Its product is annotated as LIM domain only protein 3. The record is from RefSeq and is a predicted model, not a curated record. Gene Ontology annotation, molecular function: DNA-binding transcription factor binding; transcription coactivator activity. Gene Ontology annotation, biological process: positive regulation of transcription by RNA polymerase II. Lineage: Eukaryota; Metazoa; Arthropoda; Insecta; Hymenoptera; Megachilidae. Gene Ontology annotation, cellular component: nucleus.
CCACGUGCCACGCGGCCGAGUUGCACGUGCGUCCGCGGAGCUACCGAGGUUUUGCGCGUCGCGGCCACGAGCGGAAGCUUCCGCUUUUGAGUAACGAGCGUCGUGACCGAACAUUUGCUUUGUAUCUUUUCGAUUGUUCCUUCUGAUCGCAAGAUAUCGACCUUCGCUACCACUCUGCUACCCCUGCGUUUGUCGCUCCGUUGUUCUGUAUGCCGAUGCGUCUGGAAAACGAACCUGGUGCCCCGUGACUUUGAGAACAAAACAGCCUGGAGAUUUCGAGAGAAUCGAGAAAACGAAAUAUAACAGCGACAUCCAAAGGGUGGUGAAAAAUGACGAUGGAUGUGAGUAAAAGCGAACCGAGCAAGAACGGCACUGUUCAACAGGAGUGUGCUGGCUGUGGAAAAGUUAUCACGGAAAGGUACCUUCUAAAGGCCCUGGACAUGCUCUGGCACGAGGAUUGUCUGAAGUGCAGCUGCUGCGACUGCAAACUAGUGGAUGUUGGCUCGACCCUGUACACAAAGUCCAACUUUAUACUGUGCAAGAAGGAUUAUCUAAGAAUGUUUGGGAGCAGUGGACACUGUGCUGUGUGCAAUAAGAGCAUACCGGCAUUCGAGAUGGUGAUGAGGGCUAGGACCAAUGUCUAUCAUUUGGAAUGCUUCGCCUGUCAACAGUGUAAUCACAGAUUCUGUAUAGGCGACAAGUUUUAUCUGUGCGAGAACAAAAUUCUGUGCGAGUACGACUACGAGGAGAGACUGGUCUUCGCGAACAUGGCGCUGCAUCCACCACACACCGCUACGUUGGCGCACAUCAAGAGACAUUUGACCCAUCUCCAGCCACAGACAAUAUCACCAGGAGCCCCGCAGAGACAAGCAAACGGAGAAACAACCCAUAACCACAAUGGGUAUCCUGCGCUACCGAGCUUGAGCAACAAUAACAUUCUGAACCCCAUGAAUAAUUUAAACGGUAUCAAUACACAAACACCUUACGAUACCAAAUGACAAACGAAGUAAACGCCUAUUGUAUCCAUCGAAUCGCGAAUCGCGUUGCCAAAUUUCUUUAACACUUCUGUUAACACUAUCGUAGAUCCUCGAAGCUGUUAAAAAUUUACGUUCGCGUCUUGAGGGUUGAAAGACGUUGACAAGGCGCGUAAAAUUAUAUUUGUUCAAAAUAGCAGCGUUUUAUUUUACAAUGUAAUUGUACUUUUGUUGUCACUUUUUUACUUGAAAUUUUUUUGGUUUGUGGUCACUAUAGUCAACGUGUUAAGGAACCACGCAUAGAUGCACGUUUACAAUUAUCGAGACUCCUAUUCCUUCGGAAUCUUAGACAUUAAGAUACUUAUCGCGUGAUAAUUUUAACACCGGUGAAUUAUUGAAUUCACCAGACUGUACUGAAUAAUUUACUCGCGCGACUUUAUCGUGGAUACUGUCCAUAAGUAUUUAAUGCACAUGACCCACAACUUCCACUCAUUUAGUUAUACAAAAAUACUUCUCGCAAGAAAAUUGUUACCAGCGCAAUCCCAUAUUAAAAAAAUGGCUCCAAUAAAAAAUGAGCAACGAAACAAUAAAUAAUGAAAGACAAUUUUUAGUUCAAG